This is a messenger RNA of Capronia epimyces CBS 606.96, 1923 nucleotides long. RefSeq lists its product as uncharacterized. The transcript has 2 exons. Gene Ontology annotation, cellular component: nucleus. The record is from RefSeq and is a predicted model, not a curated record. Lineage: Eukaryota; Fungi; Ascomycota; Eurotiomycetes; Chaetothyriales; Herpotrichiellaceae. Gene Ontology annotation, molecular function: DNA-binding transcription factor activity, RNA polymerase II-specific; RNA polymerase II cis-regulatory region sequence-specific DNA binding; zinc ion binding. The coding region runs from base 1 to 1923 and encodes 640 amino acids. Gene Ontology annotation, biological process: DNA-templated transcription; positive regulation of transcription from RNA polymerase II promoter by galactose.
AUGGCUGAACCUCCCAAGACUGAUCGGAACCCGACCAGCGCCGGUCAAUCCUGCCGGGAAUGCCGGCGGCGCAAAGGCAAAUGCGACGGAAAGAUGCCCGUGUGCUCGAUCUGUCAGAGAUACAAUCGGCAUUGUCUGUAUGACAAACAUAGCCGGUCGUCUCUGACCAGAAAACAUCUCACCGAAGUCGAAGAGCGGCUGGAAAAGGCUGAAGCCUUGUUAAGAACAUUCUUCACCGAUGCCGAGCUGGCUCAAAUGCUGGCUCACGGUGUUACUAGUGGGGCCAAUGUCCUCCCGAGGCCCCUGGUCAAUGUAUCUAGGACCGUGGAGGGCUAUUCCAGCCAGCAAGGCCCGGCGGACAGCCUUGUUGGGCCUGCCCCGGCAAGCACUUCAUCCGCCGCCGGCGCUCCAUCUAGUAACGAAACCUCCUCCCAUGGCCGCGAGUCAGGCCAGACAUCCGAGUUCGGCUUUCUACAACCCGCCUCGUCAUCAAACAACGAUGUGCAAGGCACCACCCCUCUUUCCUUUGAAAGCCUCCCCACAGCUGAUGACGACUUCGAAUGGGAUGAGCGGGAACCGUCUUGGCCUCUUGUCGAUCCCGGCGGCGACAGUCCAGCCUUCGAAGGUGAUGCUGAUGCCGACAUACCCAAAAUCACCGAUGGCAUGGCCACACUGACGGCCGAUGAUUCGAACACGGGCUUUCUAGGCUCCGUUUCAGGGGCGGCGCUUCUGCGCCUGAUCUGGAUGGGCACUUCGACGGAUGGAGGGGCUGACAGACCAGAACUGAAGAGAGAACGACGCAGAAGCCUAGAGGAACUGUUCAAGAACCGGCCAGACGAAUAUUCAGCCUCCUUGUCAUGGCUUCAGACGCGGCCUCUGAUCACCCGAGCAGUGCUGGACAAUCUUGUCGACGCCUACUUUGCCCUGUACCACCCCACGUUUCCCAUCCUGCACGAGCCGACGUUCCGGGAACAAUACUCGAGACUCCAUGGCCGUCCAAGCGGAAGCACAUGGCAUAUUCUGGCCAAUCUCGUGGCGGCCCUUGGCUCCUUCGUGUCGACGGCCUGUUCCGACGACACGCACAUCACUCUGUUCAAUGCCGUCAAAGCGAACCUCACGAUCGAGUCGUUGGAGACGGGCAGUCUCAGCCUCGUCCAGGCGUUUGCAAUGGCGGCCAACUAUCUGCAAAAGAGGAACCGACCCAACAGCGGCUACAAUUAUGGAGGCAUCGCUCUCCGGCUGGCCAUCUCACUUGGCCUCCACAAGGACUUUCAUGGUUGGCAGACUGCUCCCUUCAAGAAGGAAAUGCGCCGACGAGUUUGGUGGUCACUCUGUGUGUUGGAUGUCGGGGCAACCAUCACGUACGGUCGGCCGUUGAACUGGCCACAGGUCGGGGUUGAAACUGCCUUCCCUUUGAACAUCCAUGAACAGGACCUCGCUCCCGGCUCGACCACAGUGCCACCCGAGGCAAAUGAGGCGACACUAUACACCUACAUCCGCACCCAGUCGCUCUACCAUCUUCGCACCAUGCGAAUCUACAAUCGCCUGAUUUCCAACCCUGUCCCCUCGGCAGCCGAACUCAUUUCAUUGGAUGACGACCUGAUCCAAGGCUGGCUGGCCAGUCUCCCCUCAUACUACUGCGACGCCGAUCUCCCGCUCCCCAAGGGAUUUCUACUCGGCCAUGCCAUUGGCCGGUGGCGGUUCCGCCUGCUGCGCAUCAUCAUGUACCGGCCGUUUUUGAUCCGAUGGGCCCAAGAUGGCUCCGGCUCCGGACUUUCAUCUCCAUCGCACGCCGCGGCCGCGACCGCAGAGAGCAUCGCGACGAUGCGUUGUUUCAAGGCCGCCGAAGAGUGUAUCUCGUGCAUCUACCAAUUCUGGGCUGCUGCCACUCACACCAGGCUAGCGGCUUGGUAUGUAUUGUAA